Molecule: messenger RNA, 2145 nt
Organism: Owenia fusiformis
Lineage: Eukaryota; Metazoa; Annelida; Polychaeta; Sabellida; Oweniidae
Source: the annotation of a GenBank genome assembly
CUCUUUAAUAGGCAACAUUAAUGCCUUAGUCAACAUUAAGCAUAUACAAUAUAUCUGGUGAGUCAUAGCUCUGACCAAUGAUUGAAUAAAAUUUCUUCAGUCCGACAUAUAAAAUUAAAAUUUCACAAAUUUUGGAAAAAUGUCACUAACAAUACAGAAAGUGUUGUGUGAUGCUAAGAUGUUGGUGGACAGGCUGAAGGACCACGACAACUCAGCUGACACACUGAUUUCUCAGGCCCACACAUUGAAUAAACGGAUAGAUGCUAUGAGAACUUAUGAAGAGGAGAUUCAACAAUUGAAUCAGGUGGCUAGGCAUAGACCUCGAUCCACCCUUGUGUUAGGUAUUGCACAAGAAAAUCGCCAAAUCCGUGAACUCCAACAUGAGAACAAGGAGCUCCGUCUUUCCCUUGAGGAACACCAGUCUGCACUCGAACUUGUCAUGUCAAAAUACAGGGAACAAAUUCUUAAACUAGUCAUGGCAAACAAACAGGACCAAGCUAAAAGCCCAACAGGAAGUGUUGAAGAUAACAACCAAAUGCUUGAAAAAAUUGACAAAAUCUAUGAAAUGGCCGCAGUUAUGCAAAAGGCUGUAGCUAUCGAUGAUGCUCAUGGUGCAUCUCAAUUAGAAAAAAUACAAAAACUUGAAAUUGAAAAUGAAGGACUUCGUGAAAUGCUUGACAUUAGUAAUAUACAUAACAAUAUCUCUAAAGAUGCUACUCCUGUAACAGAUGACGAUGAACCAAAAAGCCCAAAUGCUAAAGAUUCAAAUGGAAAUAAAGUCUCUGAGUCCAAUGAUACUAAUAAAACUGAAGAUAUGAAAGAUAAAGACAAAGCUGCAGAUGACACUGAUGAAAAGAAAACAUGAAACCGAGCCCUUUUAAAUCAGCAAUAUGAAUAUUAUUACAGAUUUGGUAAAUGUCUCUAAUGCCAAUUUUUAUUACUUCCAUUCCAUCUCAUGGAUGUCACUUAUUAAGUUUGAGAGUGUGUGUGGGUUGUUACCCUGCAGUUGAAAUAGCGCUUAACUAGCAAAGGUGUUACGCAAUACACACGCAACAAAUGUUUGCAUGACUGGUGGCUUAAAUUUGCACUCUCUCAAAUGUACACUGUUCUUGUUAUUUAUGCCAUUGUGCAUUACUCACAUACACCUCUUAAAAGUAGAUAAAUAAAGUGUCUAACAUUCUCUCAUGCAUAUAUUUACAAACCUUAUCGUAGCUUUUUCUGCACCUUUUUGAAAUUAAAAAGUACUCAUCUCAUCCCUUCAGCAUACUUCGAUAUUUUAUAAAAAGAAAACAUUCCCUUAAUUGCUCAAUCUCGACAUUCAAAAUAAGCUAAUUGCAGAAUGGAAUGUUAAACACUUUAGAUGAAUUUAUUUGCACUGACCUAAAUUUAUAAUUUUUAUAAAUGCAUAUACUGUAUUUGGUGUAUAAUAUGUUACAUAUACCUGCAAUGUUCAAUACUAAAUGUGAAAGUAAAUAAACGAAAGUACAUUUAUCAUGAGACAUGAUGAAAUAUACAGGGUGUUCAAAUAAAAUUGUUGCACCUGAAUCUAUAAACUUUUUGAAAUACAUUGUGCUGUUACUGUUAAAUACCUCAGAUACUAGAUAGCUAUUUAUUGUAUAUCUAUUUAGACAUUGUAUCCGACAUACUUGUAUAAGUUAGAAAAUUAAGAAAAAUUGCAGAAAAUUUGAUUCACUGUAGUGAACAUUUAAAUAAUCUAGAAUUCAAUUGAUGUUAUAGGCUAGUAUCAAAGUCUACUUAAUUAAUUGUGGAUCUUGUUAGAACAUUAAUUUGAACAUAUUAUGCAAAUAUUUGGUACUAGGUGUAUCAAUCUGAAAAAAAUUGUUAUAAUUUGUUUAAUUUAAAUUCCCUUGUGCAUUUGAUUCACCAAUGUAAUAUUAUACACUUAACAAAUGUUAAAGCAAUAAUUUUUAUAGAAAAAGCAGUUACUUGUUGUUACAGUCAGUUGUUUUAUUUUGUGCCUAAUUUGGCAAUUCACCAGUUCUCUACCAUGUGGCCAAUGGAAAUCUUCCUCAGAACACCUUCACACUGUUACUCAAUGUAGCAGUCACUAAUGGUAUUUUUAAGGGAUUUUCACAAGUAGGCCUAUUUGCUAAAUUAAAUUAUUGUUAACACCUAGAUAAAAGU